Molecule: messenger RNA, 5427 nt
Organism: Serinus canaria (Common canary)
Lineage: Eukaryota; Metazoa; Chordata; Aves; Passeriformes; Fringillidae
Gene: NQO2
Product: N-ribosyldihydronicotinamide:quinone reductase 2
Exons: 7
Coding region: 4415-5185 (256 amino acids)
Cellular component (GO): cytosol
Molecular function (GO): NAD(P)H dehydrogenase (quinone) activity
Source: RefSeq, a predicted model, not a curated record
AAUAUGUUUAAAGAAUCUUGAAUACUACAUCUAUCAGUUUAACUGGCAACAUGGCAUUUAUCCUCAGUGAUUCCCAAGGGAUUCCCUUCAAGGCUGGGUGCAAAACUCUUUGUGUUGUUCUCCUUGUUCACAUAAAUGGUGUCAUCCUGCCUCCUUGUGGUUGAUAAUACAUGUGAUUUUUCAUGGCAGAUGAUACCAUUGCUGCUUGCGAAAAAGUAAAGUACAUGGCCAAGUUUAUUUUAACAAUUUUUUUCCUUUGCCAGGGAAUACCUUGCCCAUACCAAACUUGUCAUUUAAAAGCCACUUGUCAUUGGCUGUGAGAGCGCCACACUUGUGCCUUGGAGCAACAAAACCGGAUCACGAGUAGAGUUGCAAAGGGAUGUACAGUUGCAAAGUGUCCUAAACAGCUGGAAAGCCUUGUAGGCAGCCCUAGGCUUUUAUACAUAUUUACAAAGCAAUCUUAAAACCAUAACAGAUAGCAGAAAAAGGGAAGAAAAAAAAAAAGGCAGAUUUCGUAGAUCAGUGAGUGCAUGAAUUGCCUUCCUUUGUAGACUACAACUUCCAUUUGCAAAGUAUGCAACUUCCUAAAAUCAAAUGGACUUCCCUAUUUUGAUUACCCUUUGUAGAGACAAAAUGGAAUCCUCUUUUUUUCCUGCCCUCUCACAUCAAUCAUGUGUUCUGGUUCACUCCCGUAUGAAGUGAAGGGCCACAUUCAGCAGAGACAUUUCCCAGGAAGCAGAGCUGCCCCAAGCUGUUGCAGAUGUCUGCUGUGGGGCAUGUGAGCCAAAGUUGUCAGGUUCCACAAGUGUGCUGCUGUUGCAAUGCUUUGGAAGCCAUCAACUGUGCAGUGACAGUGGGUGUGGAGCCAAGGAUUAUUGUCCUUGUCCUGAUGUUCCUGCAGUGUGUGCUCUGCAGGGCAUUGUGCUGGGCUGCACGUGUGUUCUGACACACACCUUUCCAAAACUCGGGAUAAUUUUACCAUAUAGAAAACCAACAUCUCUCUCCUUAUUAACCAUUCAUCUGUGGUUAAUAAGGAGAGUGAAAAGAAGUGGCAGUAUUGCUGUCUUAGCAGCACUGGAAAUGUUACAGCCAUUUUGAACUAAAGAAUAAUUGUCCUUCUAAAUCACUUUAUGCUAAAAGUCAAAUGUCACCCUGCCAAACCAACACUGAUUUCAUGAAAAUGAAAUUAGAAUUAGGUGAGUAACUUGUAGCUGCACUUCAGGCUAGGGAAAAGGGUGUGAAGGAACAUGCUUUUCCACAUUUAGUCUGGGGAUUUGGUUUUUGUUGCUGGUGGUCCUGCUCUCCCACAGAUGUCUAGGCAGUGGUCUGAUCUUUUCCUAUGACACUUUUUUCCAGAAGUCAUGAUGGUAUUUCUUUUAUUUGGUGUUCUGAAAUGGCAGGUCAAACAUGCUUGCAACUGCAGAACAAUAGAGGAAAACAAACACACACCCAUUGGAACUAUGUUACUAAGAAGCCUCAUAGCCUAGAGAAACCAAGACUGAUGUCUUGCAGUCAGUGCAAGAUGCCUUCAAUCCAGGUUUAAAAAAAACCUGACAUUUAAAGCCAGGUGUAGUUCAUUCUGGGGUUUAAUAUUGGGUUCCUGAAGCAACAUCACUGAGGUGAGCUCCUGCUUGCAGAGGAAUAUGCUUUGUAAUAAAGUAUUCAGCAAAAGUUUGGGCUGAAGAGAGAAACAGCCAAUAACUAAUACCAUGCACAAUGCAAGCAUUACUUUUCUUUUCAAAAUCCUACUGUGUUAUUGGAUAUCUAAUAGCCUAAAGAGGCUAUAUUCUACAGAAAAGAUGCAAAGAAUUUAAGCUGACACUACACUCAAGUCAGUGCUGGAUAAUUGCCUCAUCAUUCUAAGAGUAUUAAAAUGCUCAGUUCCAUGCAGCUUGAAUACACAGUAGGCCUGAUAUGUUUGAAAAACUCAGAAAGGAGACAAAUGACCAGCUUCUUCCCUAGGACUAUGGAGCCACAAUAACCCUUAGCUUUUUCUGUAUUGCCCUUGAUGAAAUGAGAAAGCAUUUUGUUGACAUCCAACAGAGGGAAUAAACCAAGACCUAACCAUUUUGUCCACAUAACAGAUUGCCAAAACUGCAAAUGCAGUUGCACCCCAGUGAGACAUACCAGAGCAAAGGUGGUUCUUUCCUGGAAUUCAGUAAGAAUCCAAGAGAAAAUUAAAUCCUCUCAAAGUACUCUACACAUACACCCUUGUAUUUCUGCCAUCUGUUGCUAGACCACAGCGCAGCAUCUAUGGGAAAUGUCAGGUAGUGCUCUUUUGAACUUAACUACAGUGAAAAGUUGUGGCUGCAGUCAGUUACCAACCACAGUGAUUCCAAAGUCCCUUGGAAUCUCCCAUUCUGCAUUCAUACUCCCCAGGGGGAUGCAACCCUUCUCCACAAGCAUCAGCUCUGUUAGUUGCUGCAGUUUCUCCCACCUUAGUCCUCUGAGGGCUUAGAGAAAUACAAUAUGAGUUUUGGUGCACAGAUUAUGCAAAAUUAGCUAAGAUCACAGCUUCUUUCUCUAAAAUCAGCUCUACAGCAUAAUAUUCAUGGCUGUUGGACAGCAGGAGGGGUCAAUCAGACCAGAUAAUGCUUUACUUUUAGAUUAAAAGGUACAUUGCAGAAAGAUUAUAGACAAGUAUUUUCUUGGAGUUUUGCCCAUUGAUCCUCAGAGUUCUGGACAGGGUAUAGAGCCCAGAAUUAAUAUUCCAGCAUGAGUCAUCUCCAGAGCUGGAAAACUCCUGUGUGAGAGAAUGCUCAUCCUUGCUGGACCAGGCAGAGUGUUAAGCCAGGGACAACCAGAGAAUGAUUAUGCUCAGGUCCCUACAGAACUUGAAAUUCAUCAGAGAAAUGGAGAGGGGAAAAGUCUCUAAAGAGAUACCUGGCAGCAAACUACAGGAGGAGAGAAAGGAGACCUAAUUAUUAAACCUUUGUUGACAAAGUUUACUACUACUGUGCAGCCCUUAAAGUUAAUAUCAGGAAAACAAAUACAAAGCCAUCUUCCCAUUAUGGCACAAGUUUACUGUGAUUGCAUUUUUAGUUAAGGAACGAGGUAAGCAUUCCAGGCGGCCUUGGUCUAGCACUGUGGAGAUUUGAUGCUUUUAAUUCAUCAGUCCCUACAAUUUUUCCAAUGGUGCAAUGACACCUGCAAAUUUCACACACAGCAGUUUUCAUCCUGCUGGCAAAAAAAAUCAGCUGAUUUGACCUCUAAGCACAUGCAAAUAGAUGCCAAUAUCUCCCCGUCUUUGCCUAGUACUUGCAGGGAAAACCACACUGAAUGAGACAUAUACCUUUUGAACCAAGCAAUUCUUAUAAAUUCAGCCACCUCUCUUCCAGCCUUCAGCUGCAUAAAUAAUGCAAAGCUCAAAAUUAGAAAAAACAAACCAUAGGAAAGCUCAGUUAUCAGAUGCUAUCAAAAAAGCUUCCUGUAAUGUUUUGGAUUGCAGGAGUAGAUUGAAACUGCACAAUUGCCCCACCAGCGAUACAACAUCCGAUUUUGCAUUUGCUUUAUUUACCUGGUAACUGUCCCAGUCUCUCAGGACUGCAAGUUCAGUAAUGCUCUCCUUGUGAUACCUCACAGUGUGGAUGGACACAAAAUUGCUGCUUUUAAACUACACUGAGCUCAGUGUCACAUUUAACAUUUGGUCCUGAAUCUCCUCUUUACAGUAAGUGUGAUCAGCCCUUGCAUCAGGAGCUGUCAGAGCAUUAAACUCUUCUUCUCUUGAUCCCAGCUGAUCCAGUAUGAAUGGAAAACAGGAAUUUGCUGGUCCUGCAUCAGUUCUACUGUCAACUUUGUUUCCCAAACGACGUUUGGAAACGAUUGCACUCAGCUUUUCUUCCCCCCACCCCACCCAAAAGUCUCUCAAUGAAGCUCUUUAUUCAGUUUGCUCAUCACAGGGCAGUUUUGAUACUCAGAGACAAAACUUCAUCUUGAAAGUGAUCACCAAGGCUGUCCUAUCUCUGCAUACCUACAGCUGCCCACAUCCUUCUGUGUCCCACCUGUCUUUCCCAUGAGACACCUUCCAGAAAGCUGCAAGGGAGGAGCCCCUGCUCCCAGCAGAUGCACAUUGGGCCAGCACAAGGCACAAAGACAGAGCCAUCCCUGGAAGAGCAGAUAAGGAUAGAUGGGUGGUUUAGGAGCGCUCAUACCGCAUUGCUGGUAGAAAUGAAGGACGAGCUCUGUACUUGGAGAAGAGCAGGGACCCAGAAAAAAAAAAAAUAUCCAGGGAUGGUGUCGGUGUCACACGCUGUCACAGAGGCGGGGGCGCGCUCCCGGCCGAGCGCGGCCCCGAGCGGAGCGGGAGCCGCGGGCGGCGCCGAUCCCGAUCCCGCCCCGCGCCGGCGCUGCUCCAGGGCCCGGGAAGGGCGGGCAGCGGGGCCGCCGGGAAGAGGCCGCUCUCAGCGACCCACAGAUGCGCUCCGGGCCCCGGGGAGCAGUUCUCAGGCAGUACCACAUUACCAAGAGUGAAGCUCCCCAGCGCUCCCCAGCAAUGGCAGGGAAAAAAGUCCUGAUAGUCUAUGCACAUCAAGAGCCCAAGUCCUUCAAUGGAUCUUUGCUGAAGAUUGCUGUGGAAGAGCUGACCAAGCAGGGCUGCAGCGUCACCGUGUCGGAUUUGUACGCCAUGCAGUUUGAGCCCAGAGCAACAAGGAAUGACAUUGUUGGUCACCUGCACAACCCAGAAGCCUUCAAUUAUGGCGUGGAAACCUGGGAAGCUUACAAGAGAGGAGGUUUGUCCAAAGACCUGGUUGAAGAGCAGAAGAAAGUGCAGGAAGCAGACCUGCUGAUUUUCCAGUUUCCCUUGUUUUGGUUCAACAUGCCUGCAAUCCUGAAGGGCUGGAUGGACAGAGUCUUGGUCCAAGGCUUUGCUUAUGAUUUGUCAAAGGUUUAUGACGGUGGUUUGCUCCAGGGCAAAUUAUCCCUGUUUUCUUUCACCACGGGAGCAAGCCAAGAGAUGUAUUCAAAAGAAGGUAUCAGUGGUGAUAUUCGCUAUGUCCUGUGGCCCAUGCAGCAUGGAAUCAUGCACUUCUGUGGUGUCAAAGUCCUUGAACCUCACAUCUGUUAUGCUCCAGAGAAUGUCUCUGAGGAGAAGAGGAAGGAGAUGCUGGUUGCCUGGAGCCAGCGCCUGAAGACUCUUUGGAAGGAAGAACCCAUAGACUGCUCUCCUGAGUGGUAUUUUAAGUAGUGUUCAGGUGCAAGGCUACAGAGACAAGAUUUUCUUUUGUUCCAUUCUUUUUGAUGCUCUAUCUAAAUACCUGAACACUAAUCUCCUAAUUCAAAUAUAUUUUAAGAAUCUUGAAUACUACAUCUAUCAGUUUAACUGGCAACAUGGCAUUUAUCCUCAGUGAUUCCCAAGGGAUUCCCUUCAAGGCUGGGUGCAAAACUCUUUGUGUUGUUCUCCUUGUUCACUUAAACGGUGUCAUCCUG